GUAGUAACUGUUGCAACGAAAACUUCACAUUGCCUUGACAUUGUCAAGUCAGCUUCUAGAGUUCAACAAACUUGUUGAAGCCAGAGUCGUGCCCGUCAUCGCGUAGCCCACUUUCUUGGUUUCUGAUGCUGAGUAGUCCCAGGAGCAGUGCUUCUGAAGUGGUUUUAGAACGGCACAAUCGCGCCACUGAGGUUCUGCGGUUUGGAGGUACGCUGGUGAAGGGUUGAAUUCUAGGGCCUUGCGCGCCCUCUGCUGAACUGGCGGGCAGCAGCACAUAACGGUCUGCGUCACAUAGCUGCCCGUGCCGCUUAGCCAAGAUUCCAAAAUGUGUUAGGUGGUAUUACCGGCGCAGGCGGUACCCUGAACGGCCACCAUGGCGCCUCACGACGCCGCCCGGUCAUCCCCGGGCCGGCUCCCCAGCACAUCUCCACACCCUCCGGUCGGCCCUGCCAGUGGCAACAGCAGCCGUCGCCUCAGCGGGGCGGGUACCGGGGGUAUCAUGGGCCCGCCCCGCGGCAAAUCGCCCGCACGCGGCAUGGGCACAUCCAGCACUGCUGCUGCUGCUGCGGGUUCCGGCGGUGUCGGCACGCAGUCGCCGGCAGGCGGCCAGCCUCCACUAGCUGAUGGCGGCGGCGGCAGCGGUGGGGGAACAGUAGGCGACCUACCUCGCUUGCUGCCGCGCGUGUCAUCUAACGGCGCGAGGAAAUCGGAGUCUGGUUCCGAAGCCGCCCCAGGCAGCAGGGCCACGGCUGGUGCAUACCUACGACGCUCAUCCACCGUUGGUAUGAGUCACCGGGAGCUAGGAGCACCUGCCGCCGCCGCCACCACCGGCCGUACUGCCACGUCCAACCACGGCGGCGUGGGGGGAAUGCCAGGGGUCGGCGGCACCCCGGAGGGCGGCGCGUUCCUUGUCAAGCGGGAUCGUGACACGCUGCAGCACGAAAAGGUGAUGCUGCUGGUGAACAAGCGGCGGCUGGAGGCCCUGCUUCGCGGGGUGCUGGACCAGCAGCAUCCGCAGCAUCCGCAGCAUCCGCAGCAGCAGCAGCAGCAGCAGCAGCCGCUGUUGGAGCAGGCAGAAGGCGGGGGCGUGUCGCACUCGCUCCCUGCCCCAGUGCAGCGAGCCUCAUCGCUACGCAGCAGCGGAAAUGGAGCCUUCAUGUUGGGCUUAGCCACGGGCCCUGGCUCUGCCAGCGUCGGCCUGACCGGCGGAAACCUACGGUCGCAGAUCCUGAAGGCUCUCGAUGACAGCUCAGGCUUGGACGCACAGAUCACUCCCUCGGGCGCUGUCGGUAGCGCGCUGAGCGGCGGUGUGGCUGCAGCAGGCACAGAUGGAAAUGCCGACGCCCGUGUCCAGGAGUUGAGCGCGCGCCUGGCACAGCUGCAGACCGAGCAUGACAUCGCCAUCGCUCGUUUUGAAGGCGAGCUUAGGUACCGCAACACGCAGGCCUCCGCCGCCACCAGCCAGCUGCUGCGGCAGCUGUCAGAGCUGGACUCACAGGUGGACGUGCUGAGGCGGGCGCUGGCGGCUUCGGAGGGGCGUGUGGCCGACCUCACGGCGCAGAACACGGACCUCCGCCACAGCAACCAGGACCUUGCGGCGGCCCUACGCGACAAGAGCACAGCCCUGGAGGAGGCGACGAGCCUGAUGAGGCCCGACACAGCCGCGCUCAGCGCCGCACAAGACGUGCUCCGCUCGCAGCUGCGGGAAGCUAACCUGGCGCUGGCGUCACGUGAGCGGCGCAUGCACGAGCUGGAGCGGCAGGCCGCGGUCCGGUCCAAGGCGCUUGAGAAGGCGCAGCGCGCCAUCACGGAGCUGCGCACGCUGUCCGGCAUUGCUGCCGUCGGCGGCGGCGGUGGCGGCGGCGGCGUGGCUGGCGGCGGCGCUUCUAUCAGCGGCUUCGGAGGUGGCGGCGACGUCCUGGCGGCGGCGGCCGCGCUGGGCCUGACGCACGAUGAGGCUGAUGGGGUCUAUGGUGGAGCUGGGCCCGGCGGCGCCAGCGGAGCGAGGGCGGGCAGCGGUACUGCUGGCUGGCAACACCCCGUGUCGCCGCCACGCCCCGACAGCCGCUCGCCUGCCGGGGCGGAGUCUCCCGCCGGUUCUGCGGGUGCGGGGGCCGGCACAGCCAUAGGCGGAGCGUGCCGAUCCGCGAACAGCCCUCCGCCGCUGGUGUUGGUGACAAGCUUUUUGAAGAAAGCAUAAAGGCGCGCGCUGGCGCUCAGCUUUCUCAUUCAAGCGAAUUUCGCUGCUUCAUUGUCCAGCGGUACGUCAGCACAUGUUGCUCAGGAUGUGAUGACUGGCGGUGAAGGUGAAGGUUUGCCACACGCUGUUACAUAGGCGUCCCGAUGGCAGCAUUGUGUCUACUGGGGGCGUUACCGGUGGGGCUGCAAAUUUUACGAGCAUCAAGCACGUUUGUGUUGGAUGGCGAAGCUGCAAGGCGUUCGUGGAUCGGGUUGAGUUGCAACCCAUGCAUAACAUGGGGGCAGCGGCCCGUUCAUGCGCUUUCAUAAAGCGACACUGGAUAGAGACUACCACUGCGCGGAAACCCUGGACAAACAAGGACCUUGGCCUCAUGAAUUGCACGACGGCGUGCCAUUUCCGCCGGCGGUUGGCGGCAGGUACUUGCCCGCGUCGUCCCCAGAAGCCGAGACGUCUGUAACGGCGCUAAGAU
This is a messenger RNA of Chlamydomonas reinhardtii, 2669 nucleotides long. RefSeq lists its product as uncharacterized. The record is from RefSeq and is a predicted model, not a curated record. Lineage: Eukaryota; Viridiplantae; Chlorophyta; Chlorophyceae; Chlamydomonadales; Chlamydomonadaceae. The transcript is spliced from 10 exons. Bases 374 to 2200 code for a protein of 608 amino acids.